Molecule: messenger RNA, 1091 nt
Organism: Phacochoerus africanus (Common warthog)
Lineage: Eukaryota; Metazoa; Chordata; Mammalia; Artiodactyla; Suidae
Gene: CSN2
Product: casein beta
Exons: 9
Coding region: 44-742 (232 amino acids)
Cellular component (GO): extracellular region
Source: RefSeq, a predicted model, not a curated record
UUCACUUCUUGUCCUCCACUUUGGAGAAAAGGACUUGAUCGCCAUGAAGCUCCUCAUCCUUGCCUGCCUCGUGGCUCUUGCCCUUGCAAGAGCGAAGGAAGAACUCAAUGCAUCUGGUGAGACUGUGGAAAGCCUUUCAAGCAGUGAGGAAUCUAUUACUCACAUCAGCAAGGAGAAAAUUGAGAAGCUUAAGCGGGAGGAACAACAACAAACAGAGGAUGAACGCCAGAAUAAAAUCCACCAGUUUCCCCAGCCCCAGCCUCUAGCCCAUCCUUACACCGGACCCAUUCCUUACCCCAUCCUUCCACAAAACAUCCUGCCUCUUGCCCAGGUCCCUGUGGUGGUGCCUCUUCUUCAUCCUGAAGUAAUGAAAGAUUCCAAAGCUAAGGAGACCAUUGUUCCCAAGCGUAAAGGAAUGCCCUUCCCUAAAUCUCCAGCAGAGCCUUUUGUGGAAGGCCAGAGCCUAACUCUCACUGAUUUUGAAGGCCUUUCUUUGCCUCUGCUCCAGUCCCUGAUGCACCAGAUUCCCCAGCCUGUUCCUCAGACCCCCAUGUUUGCUCCUCAGCCCCUGCUGUCCCUGCCUCAGGCCAAAGUCCUGCCUGUUCCCCAGCAAGUGGUGCCCUUCCCCCAGAGAGAUAUGCCCUUCCAGGCCCUUCUGCUCUACCAGGAUCCUCUACUUGGCCCUCUCCGAGGGUUCUACCCUGUGCCUCAACCAGUUGCCCCAGUUUACAACCCUGUCUAAGAGGAUUUCAAAGUUAAUGCCCUCUCCUCACUUUUGAAUUGACUGCGACUGGAAAUGUGACAACUUUUCAAUCUUUGCAUCAUGCUACCAAAUAAUUUUUAAAUGAGUCUACAUGAAAAAAAUGAAACUUUACUCUCUUAUUUAUUUUAUGCUUUAUAUGGCCUUCAUCUUAAUUUGAAUUUGACUCAGAAAUUCUCUAUUUUAAAAAUUUUAAUUCAACUAAUAGCACAGAAUUUCAAUUUUGAGUUGGAAAUACCAUGAAUAUUUCAAAAAUAUGUAUAAAAAUAAUUUAUGGAAUUAUAAUUUCCUAACCAGUCAUUUCAAUAAAUUAAUCCUUAGGCAUAUUUAA